Messenger RNA from Aureobasidium melanogenum CBS 110374, 834 nucleotides. Its product is annotated as Rrp15p-domain-containing protein. Gene Ontology annotation, biological process: maturation of LSU-rRNA; maturation of 5.8S rRNA. NCBI's taxonomy places the organism in Eukaryota, Fungi, Ascomycota, Dothideomycetes, Dothideales, Saccotheciaceae. The record is from RefSeq and is a predicted model, not a curated record. Bases 1 to 834 code for a protein of 277 amino acids. Gene Ontology annotation, cellular component: preribosome, large subunit precursor. The transcript is spliced from 2 exons.
AUGGGUAAUCCAAGCGCAAAGAGAAAGAGACCCGAGGGCAUGGGCUUCCGCAAGCCCAAAAAGACCAUCAGCAAAAAGUUCAAAAAGCAAAAGGCAUACCACAGUGACAGCGAGAGCGAAGACGAUGUCCGAUCCACAAACACCACCACCGAUUUCAAGCCCGUCAACAUGGAAGACUCGGACGAAGAGAGUGAAGAGGACGACGACGAAGACGAUGACGAAGACGACAACCAAGUCGAGGAUCUCGAUGCGCUGGACGACGAGGACCUAGACGAAUCCGAUCUAGAAGACGACGACGAAAUGGACCUAAGCGACGACGAGGAUGGAGAAGGCAAACAGAGAAAGACACGCAAACGCAACGAUCCCACCGCCUUCGCUACAUCCAUGUCCAAGAUUCUGGGCACAAAACUCACCACCUCGAAACGACAAGAUCCCGUUUUGUCAAGGAGUGCUGCUGCAACUGCCGCUUCCAAGGAGUUGGCCGAUCAGAAGCUUGAAUUGAAGGCAAAGAGAAAGUUGCAUGCCGAGAAGAGAGAGGCGUUGGAAAAGGGUCGUGUCAAGGAUGUUUUGGGUCUGAACACCCCUGAGGUCAGCACUGCUGAGAUUCAGGAAACCGAGAGGAGGUUGCAAAAGACUGCUCAACGUGGUGUUGUCAAGCUCUUCAACGCUGUCAGAGCCGCUCAGGUACAGGGAGAGCAGGCUAGAAGCGAAGCAAAGAGGGAGGGUGUGGUCGGUAUCUCGCAGAGAGAGGAGAGAGUCAGCGAGAUGUCCAAGAAGGGCUUCCUCGACCUCAUCGCCACGGGAGGAAAGAAGCCUGCUGCUGUUGAGGCUUAG